This is a messenger RNA of Amphimedon queenslandica, 974 nucleotides long. Its product is annotated as sulfotransferase 1C4-like. Gene Ontology annotation, molecular function: sulfotransferase activity. NCBI's taxonomy places the organism in Eukaryota, Metazoa, Porifera, Demospongiae, Haplosclerida, Niphatidae. Bases 15 to 869 code for a protein of 284 amino acids. The transcript is spliced from 3 exons. The record is from RefSeq and is a predicted model, not a curated record.
AACAGGACAACAAAAUGUCCAGCUCGACGAGGUUACCUUUGCGUAAUGCUAGUGGGCUUCUUGUUCUCACGUUAGAUCCAAAGUGGAUAGCUGAAAUCCCCGACCAUCCUGUCUCUCUUGGUGAUCUUUACGUUGUCUCUUAUCCGAAAUCUGGCACAACAUGGACACAACAGAUUGUUUCACUCAUUCAAAGGGGAGGAGAAAAAGAUACUCAUAUUACUGCUGAUAUACCAUGGCUGGAACUUAAAGGGAAAGACUUUGUGCUUGCUCUGUCAUCUCCUCGUACCCUAAAGAGUCAUUUACCAUAUCACAUGAUGCCUGGAAGAGAUCCUGCUAAUUCCAUAGCCAAGUAUAUCUACAUUGCUCGUAAUCCUAAAGAUGUGGCCGUGUCCUAUUACUAUCAUGCAAAACGCUUUACUCAUUUUGAUUUUACUGGUGACUGGAAUUGCUUCUUUGAGUUCUUUAUGAAAGGAGAAGUUCCAUUUGGGCUAUGGUUUGAUCAUGUUCUUGAAUGGUGGAAAUAUAAAGAUGCUGAGAAUAUUUUGUUCUUAAUGUAUGAAGAUUUAAAGAAAGACCUGUCUGGAUCAGUGAAAGCUAUAGCACAAUUCAUGGGAUAUAGUCUUGAUGAUGCAAUGAUUGAGAAGAUUACUAGACAGUGUACAUUCGAUAGCAUGAAAGAUAACCCACUAGCUACUUAUGACAGUCUACCUGAGGCGCCAGAGGUUACCGUGAGUAAUUCUACACCUUUUAUACGUAAAGGAGUGAUUGGCGAUUGGAAGAAUCACUUCAGUGAUGAGCAGUCUGCAAGGUUUGAUGCUGAAUACACUAAAAGGUUGUCAGGAAGUGGCUUAGUUUUUGAAUUUGAAUAAGACCUUUUUAUUUCUAAUUGAAUUAACAUUUAAUUUUAUAUUUUGAUGCUGCUAUUGCACCAUGAUUUUUACAUAAAUAUGUGUAUUUUUUUAUAUGUCAUAUCA